CUGAAAAGUAAUGGAACUAAUUGCUUGACGAAAGGCGGCCAGCUCUUGUAAGUUAUAUGCCCAUUGUUACCCACGAAAGUGAAAAUGAAAAUGAAAAUGGAAAUAAAAUUGAAAAACGAAAAUGCCAAUGCCAAGCUCAAAGCCAACGAGCGCUCCAAUAAUUGGAGCAACAUCGGGCAACGUGCAAGCAACCUGCAACUUGCAAACUUGCAACUUGCAACUUGCCGGAUAGUAUAUAAAAGCAAGUGCUUGCAGCGCAGCCGCCGACAGUUGAAAUUCGCCAGUUGCCACGAUCCGAGGAGCUCUCGAAUUGCCGCCCAAAACUAAAUAAUAUUCAAAUUCGAGCGGUGGGAAUAUAAAUAUAUAUUCACAUUCACGUUCACAAUCGGAGACAUGAGGAAGCAUUGCGUAAGUAAGCCAGAAGUGGAUUACCAAGGAAGUCAGCUGUUAAUUGACACAUUGUCAAACCCCAUAACCAUGUGCAUCCGGUUUUUGGAUAUAUUGGAUUAUAAUUCAACUUUCGUAGAUAAAUUGGCUUUGGCUGCUCCUGCUGCUAAAGAUCAUAUUUGUGAGUGGCGACCACCUGGGAGAAGAUCAAAGAAUCCAAAGACGCUUCAUGUGGCAGGAGAUGAACAACUCGGUGAUGGGUGGCGUGCUGGGACGGAUGUAUCAUGGCGCCAGAGCCAUGAAGACGAUGAUCACAGGUUUAUUGCCAAGCACGGCAAGUUAUGGCCAGAAGCUGGCGGCGGCCAUUGACUUGCAGCCCACGGAGAUGACACGAGUGAGAUACAUCAUUCGUAAUCCGCACAACAACAAACCGAUGAAGAUCAUCAAAAUGCGACCGUCGCCCAAGAAGGUGGUGAAGAUCCGGAGACCUCUGGCAAAGCCCAUGAUCACCGAGACCUCUACAAUCAAUUAUGAGCAUCAAAUGAGACAAUUGGAGAAGGAACAGGAGCUUAUAGCCGAGGGUAAGGCACCCAUGACCAGUGAUGAAGCUAUUUUGAAUAAAUACUUCAAGAAGCGACCCCGCGGUGGUUCCUCCUCAAAUGAGGUAAUCUCCGGCAAGGUAAUGGAGUACCAGAGCUGGAAGCCAGUCUACAAACCGGGUGAGCAACCCUCCAGCUUUGUGACCCUGAGACCCCAGGCCUUGAGCCAUCUGCACACGGAUAUAUCCAGUGGCGAUCAUGAGAUGUUGCCCAAACCCGAGAAGUUGGUCAGCUACGAGUACGAAAAGGAUGAGGAAACGGAGAACGAAGUGACCAAGCACAGAGGUCACCAGUACGAGGUCACCGAGCAUACAGGUGAAGCCAGCGAGGAAGUGGAAUCGAUGCCCUCAUCCUCCAUGGAGAGUGGCUUUGUGCCCAGUCAGGGAUUGAGUUUCCGGGAGCAUCUAGAGCAUCAUCCUCCCAGGCCCAGGCAAAGGACUACAACCAGUACAACCACUUCAACUACAACCACCACAGAGGCACCCAAUUAUCCUCCUGCAUUCUUAAAGAAGUUCAGGGAAAGGGAAAGGGAACGAGAACGUGAGCGAGAGUCCACCACAAAGAGACCCCGGAAACACCAUCACCACCAGAAGGAAGUGUAUCUAAUCCGGGAAACUGAUGACCACACCGAGGGCAGCACCACGCCGCCCUCCUUCUCCAUGAGCAGUCUUCGGGCCCGCCUUCGUGAUCAGCAACGCCACCAGAAGCACCUGCACAAGCAACAGCUCGAGGAGGAGGAACUGGAGGAGGCCCUGGUGGAUGCCAUGCACGGUGAGAAGUGGCCCUCUGAUGUGGCACACAGCAGCUUCCAGCUGACCAGUCCCAUUGGGCCCAGUGCCGUGGCCUUUGAGCAGCCGGUGGCGACUGCCACCAAGGUGGUGGCCAAGGGUCAGUAUAAGCGCCAAACCCGCGAAAAUAUACGCCAGCGGGGAUCUGUCAAGUUCGGCGAUAAACCCAACUACGAUGAGGUUUGAAACGAGGACAAACGACUAAGUAACCAAAGAGCCAAGGCGGCAGUUAAGCUGCACUGAGAGAAAUUUUGC
Messenger RNA from Drosophila serrata, 2029 nucleotides. RefSeq lists its product as uncharacterized. NCBI's taxonomy places the organism in Eukaryota, Metazoa, Arthropoda, Insecta, Diptera, Drosophilidae. The record is from RefSeq and is a predicted model, not a curated record.